Paramisgurnus dabryanus is the source of this 1805-nucleotide messenger RNA. RefSeq names its product MYD88 innate immune signal transduction adaptor (gene myd88). Gene Ontology annotation, cellular component: plasma membrane. The record is from RefSeq and is a predicted model, not a curated record. Gene Ontology annotation, molecular function: Toll-like receptor binding; TIR domain binding. NCBI's taxonomy places the organism in Eukaryota, Metazoa, Chordata, Actinopteri, Cypriniformes, Cobitidae. Gene Ontology annotation, biological process: MyD88-dependent toll-like receptor signaling pathway; Toll signaling pathway; innate immune response.
AUUUCGUCACUCGUCUGACUGAGGUUUUUGCGAAACAUUUCCUCUUGACUGUAAAAACGAGGUAAACAUAUUACACAGUUUUGUUCUAAGUAGUGUACUAAAAUAGUUACGAUAGUUUUUUUUAUUUCUAUCAGUUCGUCGGUAGUUUUAGGAAAUGACAUUUUAAGAGGCACGUUUUCUCCUUGCCAAGGAGUCAGGCGUGGAGAUUUAACUUUACAGCAACUUCCGCGGAUAGCCUAAUAUCGAGAUUUUGCCCACAACUAUGGCAUCAAAUUUAAGUAUCGACUAUAAUGCGAUUCCAGUAACGGCUUUAAACUGCAACCUCCGAAAGAAAUUGGGAUUGUACUUGAACCCCCAAAACACAGUGGCUUCAGAUUGGAGGACAAUCGCAGAAAUGAUGGACUUCACAUACCUGGAGAUAAAAAAUUUCGAGAAAAGAGACUGUCCCUUCGAGAAGGUUUUAACAGAAUGGGAAACACGUCCGGAUGCCACAGUUGCAAAUUUACUGUCAAUUUUGGAAAAAGCUGAAAGGAAGGAUGUUGUUUCAGACCUGAGUGACAUUAUAGAUGAAGACUGCAGAAAGCAUGUAGAAAGACAACAGAAAAUGCCUGUCCAGGUCCCUGUUGUGGACAGUUGUGGUCCCCGGACCCUGGAGCGAGACGGCAUUACUGUGUACGAUGAUCCACAAGGCAUAACACCGGAGACCUUUGAUGCAUUCAUUUGCUACUGUCAGAAUGACUUCCAGUUCGUUCAUGAAAUGAUCAGACAGUUAGAACAGGCCGAGUACAAUCUGAAGCUGUGUGUGUUUGACAGAGACGUCCUUCCUGGUACAUGUGUGUGGACCAUCACAAGUGAGCUCAUAGAAAGAAGAUGUAAAAGAAUGGUGGUUGUAAUUUCUGAUGACUAUCUGGACAGCGAUGCCUGUGACUUUCAGACAAAGUUUGCAUUAAGCCUUUGUCCAGGGGCCCGCUCCAAACGUCUAAUCCCUGUGGUGUACAAGUCCAUGAAGAGACCUUUCCCAAGCAUUCUCCGUUUCCUGACCAUCUGUGAUUACACCAGACCCUGCACGCAGGGCUGGUUCUGGAAACGUCUUGCCAAGGCACUAUCACUCCCCUAAACAUUUUCAUAGACACUGUCUGCCUUUUUGGUCAUCCCUCAGUAAAGCACACUCUUCUUGGGGGAGGAUAAAGGGAAAAUACCUCAUUGUGAAAAAUACCUGUUGCUCAAUUGGAGAGUUUCUCAGAUUCAAUAGUGGGUCUGCAGUUUCAGCAUUUCAAUAAGGGUACUUUUUAUGGUAUUUAAAUGAACCCUAAUAUAAAGUUCUCUCAAUUUUCUAAAGAUAUGUAAAUGGGCUUUUAUACUUCUGUGUUUUAAAACUGUAAUUGUUGUUUGCAACAUGCAAAAUUGUCAUUUUGUAAGAAAUCAAUACAUGCUAUUUUAUUUUAGUAUUUUUGAUGUGUAAACUGACUAUACAUAAUCACACCAAUUUCACUUUAAAUGCGAAAUUAAGUGCACUUUCUUCUGCCGUUCAUACUGGGAAUGUUUUGUGUUAUAAAUUAUUACAAUAUACAAAUAUUUUAUAUUAUAGACUAUUAUUAAAUGUUUCUUGGUAUAGUAGCAGGAAAACACAAAUUAAUAGUCAUAGUUUGUUAACCAUCUCCUUUGUCAACAUGUUUUUAUCACAGAGUAGAUGGUGGCUUUUAACCUAUCAAAUGUGAUCGUUUCCUGAUUAUUUGACAUGUUUUAUAAAGGUCUGGUUGUUUGUCAAAUUCGUUUUUCAGUAUUAAAUUCGUGUUUAAAGAUUU